Tachyglossus aculeatus (Australian echidna) is the source of this 1912-nucleotide messenger RNA. It is a transcript of the gene POFUT1, whose product is annotated as protein O-fucosyltransferase 1. Gene Ontology annotation, cellular component: endoplasmic reticulum. Lineage: Eukaryota; Metazoa; Chordata; Mammalia; Monotremata; Tachyglossidae. Gene Ontology annotation, biological process: protein O-linked glycosylation via fucose; regulation of Notch signaling pathway; Notch signaling pathway. Bases 1 to 1542 code for a protein of 513 amino acids. The transcript has 11 exons. Gene Ontology annotation, molecular function: peptide-O-fucosyltransferase activity. The record is from RefSeq and is a predicted model, not a curated record.
AUGGCGACGGGCGGCCUAGUUGGGGGGGCGGUCCAUCAGCCGGGCCGGGUCGAGGGAAGGCGGGAUAUCCGUGCCCUCCCCCCCAUCAGACUCUGGAUUAUCCGUGCCUCCCGCCUCCAUAGGCACAUUAUUCCUAUUUCCCGCCUACAGAAGAAGGCGGGCUGUCCGGGCCCCCUCCCGCCCCGGGGCGGGUCAGGGGUGGGGUCAAGGGUCAUGCCGGGGUCAUUCCGGGGUCAGGGGUCACGCGGGGGGGCGGUGGGGGGGACUCACCCCGGCCUGGCCCCGUCGGUGACCGGACCCUUAGGGGCGCGGCCGGGCCCUCUCGAUGGGCGGCCGCCGGGGCGGCUAGAGCGGCCGCAGAGCGGCCCCUCCGCGGGGGGGGCCGACGGGAUGGCGGCGGACUGGCUAUGGCGGGCGGCCUUGUGGGCCCUGCUGGCCCUCCCGGGGUUGGGCCGGCCCUGGGACCCCGCCGGCUACCUCCUCUACUGCCCCUGCAUGGGGCGAUUUGGAAACCAGGCGGAUCAUUUCUUGGGGUCGUUGGCCUUCGCGAAGCUGCUGAACCGGACUCUGGCGGUGCCGCCAUGGAUUGAAUAUCAGCAUCACCGCCCUCCGUAUGCCAAUGUCCACGUGCCGUACGAGAGGUACUUCGAGCUGGAGCCCCUCCUCGCCUACCACCGCGUCGUCAGCCUGGAGGACUUCAUGGCGACCCUGGCCCCCGACCACUGGCCCCCCAAUAAGCGGGUGGCUUAUUGCUUCCAGGCGGCCGCCGAGCGGAGCCACGAUAGGAAGACCUGCCCCAUGAAGGACGGAAACCCCUUCGGACCAUUCUGGGACCAGUUCGACGUGAACUUCAGCAGGUCGGAGGUGUUCAGCGGCCUGGCUUUCAGCCCGGCCUACAAAGACCAGUGGAUCCGGAGGUUCCCGGCCAGCGAGCACCCGGUGCUGGCGUUGCCCGGGGCCCCGGCCCAGUUUCCGGUGGUGGAGGAGCACCGCCGCCUGCAGAAGUACAUGGUUUGGGCGCCGGCCUUGGCCCGGGAGGCGGAGGCCCAGAUCAGCGCGCACCUCCUUCGGCCUUACGUGGGCAUCCACCUCCGCAUCGGCUCCGACUGGAGGAACGCGUGCGGCCUGCUGAAGGACGGGUCGGCGGGCCCCCACUUCAUGGCGUCGCCGCAGUGCGUGGGCUCCGGGCGGCCCGGUGCGGCCAAGCUGACGGCGGCCAUGUGCCUGCCGGACCUGGCGGAGCUGGAGCGGGCCCUGGCGCUGUGGGUGGGCCGGCUGCGCGCCCGCGCCGUCUACGUCGCCACCGACUCGGACAGCUUCGUCCCGGAGAUCCAGCGCCUCUUCAAGGGGGAGGUGAAGGUCGUCUGCCUGCGGCCGGAAGUGGCCCAGCUGGACCUCUACAUCCUGGGCCGGGCCGACCACUUCAUCGGCAACUGCGUGUCCUCCUUCACGGCCUUCGUCAAGCGGGAGCGGGACCUGCUGGGAAGACCCUCCUCGUUCUUCGGCAUGGACCACCCCCCGUCUCCCCGGGAUGAGUUCUGAGCCGCCCGGCCGGCAGAUCCCGGGCCCGGGCGUCGGGAGACCCCGGCAUCUCCUCCCGGCUCCGACCCUCGUCUGCCGGGUGACCUCGGCCCGGUCACUUCCCUCCUCCGGGCCUCGGUUCCCUCUGGAAAACGGGGGUGAAGACUGGGAGCCCCGCGGGGGACGGGGACCGGAUCCACCCCAGCGCUCAGAACGGUGCCUGGCGCGUAGUAAGCGCUCAGCAGAUACCGCAGUUACGACUGAUAUGAUCGCCACCCGCCUCUGCCCCCGCCCACGACGCCGGACUCCUCCGCUUAAGCGCCUGCUAUGUGCCAGACACCGUAACUAAGCGCCGGGGGAGGUGCGGCGCUUAGUACGUCAUGGGUUCGAA